UCUCAAUUUUGUGGCUUUUGGCUUAACCCAAUGAAGAGACAAGUUUUUAUGAGUCAACUAAUAAAUCUUUUUUUUUAAGUCUAGUCUCUCUCUAUUGGUCCACUUUGAGUCAACUGAUAAAUUAAGCCACAUGUUUUAACGCUCUUGAGUCUCUCUGUAUUUUGUUCACUAUGAGUCAAUGAGUCAACUAAUAAAGCCAAUUGAUUUAUGUAUAAGAAAACUCUUGUGUGUGAUCUCCUCUAUGGGUUCAAUGCGUUAACGAUAAAUCUAGAAUUUUUGUUUUUUUUUUCCAUUUAUGUAAGUGACCGAUGAAUUCCAAGCCAGGCAAUCAGACAAAGCUCGUAUGUUCAACGCUUUUAUUCUGUAGCGUUGUUCUGAUUCAGCUGUUUGCUGCUCAAAUUGAUGCUCAAAGAUCAAGAAGCCGAUGGCAGACGCUCAGUGGUGAUGCUCCACUUGUGAUUGCUCGUGGUGGGUUUUCUGGAUUGUUACCAGAUUCGAGUCUUGAUGCUUACAAUCUUGCAAUUCAGACAAGUGUAGCCGAAGUUGUUCUAUGGUGUGAUGUUCAGCUAACCAAAGACGGGGCUGGGAUUUGUUUCCCUGAAUUAAAUAUGGCCAAUGCUUCGAAUAUUGAUUUUGUUUACCCAAAUGGUCAAAAAUCGUACCCGGUAAAUGGAGUCACUACUCAGGGUUGGUUCGCCAUUGAUUCCACCUUGAGAGAUCUCCAGAAUGUAAUCUUGACUCGAGGAAUACUAUCGCGAUCAAAUAAGUUCGAUGGAAAUGGAUAUACGAUUCCCACGAUUCAAAAUGUAACUGAGCAGAUGAAGCCAGAAGGAGGUUUUUGGUUAAAUGUUCAGCACGAUGCGUUCUACGAACAACAUAAUUUAAGCAUGAGCAGUUUUAUAUUAUAAGCUUCAAGAACUGUUUCCAUGGAUUUCAUCUCUUCCCCUGAAGUGAAUUUCUUUAAGAAAAUUGCUGGCCGUUUCAAGCGUAAUGGACCGAGUUUCGUGUUUCAGUUUCUCGGGAAAGAAGAUUUCGAGCCGACAACAAACCAAACAUACGGUUUUAUCUUGAGUAACCUAACGUUUGUCAAGACGUUUGCUUCAGGGAUUCUUGUUCCCAAGUCAUAUAUAUUUCAACUCGAUGACAAGCAGUACUUGAUUCCUCAUACAUCCUUAGUUCAAGAUGCUCACAAAGCAGGAUUAGAAGUAUAUGUGUCAGGUUUCGCAAAUGAUGUUGAUAUUGCUCAUAACUACAGUUUCGAUCCAGUGUCAGAGUAUCUAUCUUUUGUGGACAAUGGAGAUUUCUCUGUUGAUGGCAUGCUCUCUGAUUUUCCCUUAACUGCAUCUGCUUCCAUCGACUGCUUCGCCCACAUUGGCAGAAACGCUACAAAACAAGUGGAUUUUCUUGUUAUAUCAAAAGAUGGUGCGAGUGGUGACUAUCCUGGAUGUACAAACUUUGCAUAUGAGAAGGCAAUUAAAGAUGGUGCUGAUGUCAUCGAUUGCUCUGUCCAAAUGUCCAGCGACGGUAAAUCCUUUUGCUUAAGUACGGCAGAUCUCAAGGACAGCACACUGGUUGCCCAAAGUCAGUUUAGUGACCGUUCAACUACUGUUCCUGAGAUUAGCACAGUUCCUGGAAUAUACACAUUUAGUCUCACAUGGCCUGAGAUCCAAAACUUGACUACUGCUAUUUCAAACCCUUACCAGAGUUCUUACAAUAUGUUUAGGAAUCCGAAUGAGAAAAAUUCAGGGAAGCUUAUUUCGCUUUCUGAGUUCCUAGAAUUAGCAAAAAAAUCCACUUCUCUCUCCGGUGUUUUGAUCAGAGUAGAGAAUGCGGCAUACUUGAGAGAGAAGCAAGGGCUCGACGUGGUUAAAGCGGUUAUCGAUACCCUCACAGAAGCUGGUUACAGCAAUGGAAAUACAACAUUAAAGGUCAUGGUUCAGUCUACGAACAGCUCGGUUCUAGUUGACUUCAAAAGCCAGAGCAAGUAUGAGACUGUCUACAAAAUCGAAGAAACCAUUAGCGAUAUCGGUGACUCUGCCAUCGAAGACAUGAAGAAAUUCGCUAACGCUGUUGUUAUUGGAAAAGAUUCAGUCUUUCCUAUUGCUGAUAAUUUCCUGUCGGGGCAAACAAAUGUUGUGGAGAAACUGCAGAAGUCUAAGCUCCCAGUUUAUGUGGAACUGUUUCAGAAUGAGUUUGUAUCACAACCAUUUGACUUCUUUUCAGAUGCCACUGUUGAGAUAAACACAUAUACCUAUGGAUUUGGUAUCAAUGGAACCAUUACAGAGUUCCCUUUCACAGCUGCAAGAUACAAAAGGAAUCGAUGUUUGGGCAGAAAAGUAAUACCACCUUACAUGUCACCUAUUCAAGCCGGUAUCCUCUUAAAAAAUCUUGUGAGUCCUCUGUCCUUACCUCCAACCCAAGCUCCAAGCCCAGUUUUCACAGAUGGUGAUGUCACUGAGCCACCGCUACCUCCGGUUAUUCCAAAAGCCCCAACCUCAACCCCUGGAACCCCAUCAACCAUUGCACAACCACCUAGCGGACAAACCCGACUCACACUAUCUCUUCUCCUCUCUGUUUUUUUCUUCUCUCUUCCACUUCUCUGAUCACAUACUCCUCUCUGUUUAUAAUGUCUUCCACCCUCGUAAAAAUAUUUCUUGUGUGCAUAUUUAUACUUUUGUCUAAUGUCCAUUUGGUUAUUGUACUUGUUUAUCAUUACCAGUUUAUAAUUUGGCUGUUUGUACAUUUAAAAAAAACUAUUUCUUUCUGUAACAGAAUUUUAUUUCUUGAACUUAA
Camelina sativa (false flax) is the source of this 2793-nucleotide messenger RNA. RefSeq names its product glycerophosphodiester phosphodiesterase GDPDL1-like. The record is from RefSeq and is a predicted model, not a curated record. Gene Ontology annotation, biological process: lipid metabolic process. Lineage: Eukaryota; Viridiplantae; Streptophyta; Magnoliopsida; Brassicales; Brassicaceae. Gene Ontology annotation, molecular function: glycerophosphodiester phosphodiesterase activity.